AUGUGAGGAUCGCCAUUUAUGUACAGUAAGACCUACGCGGUACAGUUCAGAAUUUGCAUCUAGAGCCAGAUCGACAGGAUAGACUUGUGUAGAGGGCACUGAGUAUAGUCCGUCGGCCAAUGCUCCUGUCAUGAACCUGGCAGAAUGCUUACUGAGCCCGAGACAUUCAACAACUUUUGCACCAUGGGCUGUCGAGUAACGAUACGAGAGAAAGGGCCGAAACGCAGACUGGGCUGAUGGUGGAGCCAUAGGCUUAGCGUAACUCAACCCGUCCCAGGUUAUUAUACAAAACCCGCCUGUCAUUACUGCCCCGGCUGCUCAUCUUAUCUGAUCAAACGCCUGCUCCCCUUCUCGACGGCUGCUACGUCUUACGACCAUGGACACCAAGCUCCCCGCCAUCGGUCAGGGAUAUGGUGUUGUCAACGAAAAGUCUGGCUCAACUCACAAUGCCGAAGAGCAGAGCAGCAAUGCGGAAGCUUCAAGCAAUGGCGCGUCAAUUGCCCAAACCAAUGAGGUUCCUAUGAAGAUGAAGCUGUUUGCAGUUCUUUUGGUCACGGCAAUUGGGUUUGGGUCCCAUUGGAGCAGCGGUGUGACAGGGGCAAUGAAGAGCACAUUGAAAAAGCAAUUGCACAUCAACAACGCCAAAUAUGCCGUCCUGGAGGCGAGCGAAGAUUUCAUGAAAACGGCUCUCAUCCUUGUUAGCGGUCUUGUCACGGAUAGAAUUGGUGGUGCAAAUGCCAUGCUUUACGGUAACGCCAUCUAUAGUGUUGGCGCCAUAUUCAUCGCUGCUGCGACGACGGUCCGCUCUUACAAAUUCAUGAUAUUCGGGGUUGUCGUACAGGCAUUUGGGGAUAUCGCUACCCAGGUUGCCCAGUACAAAAUCUUCAGCUCGUGGUUCGCGCCUUCGAACGGUUUCGCUUCCACGCUUGGGUUCGAGCUCGGAAUCGGAAAAAUCGGAUCCUUCGUCGGCAAAGCGACCGCGAAUGUUAUCGCAAAGAAGACUGGAGACUUUAGCUGGGUGUAUUGGACAGCGGUCUUCAUGAACCUUUUCACCAACUUGAUGACACUCAUCUACUGGUUCUUCGCGCGAUGGUGUACGAAAAUUUACGCCGGUACUGCUGAUCCAGCAACGGGUGAAAAGUUGACGGAGAGCAACAAGAAGUUCGAAAUCGGCAAAACGCUGAGGCUCCCCUGGCCGUUUUGGGGAAUCGUUGCCUUUUCACUUUUUCAAACAAGCACAGCAGUCGUUUACUCGCAGAAUGCCACCGAAAUGGCUGAACUACGUUUCAAUAUUGAUGCAGUAACAGCUGGCUGGUACUCGGCCAUGUCGCAAUACUUGGGUUUUUUCCUGGUACCGCUAAUUGGUAUUUUCGUCGACCUGCUUGGCAACCGCCUCUCCCUUAUGCUCUUCUGCGGUCUCGGUAUGCUUAUCUCCAUGUGCUUAGCCGCUUGGGGUCCGACCAUUGGUGGGACAGCGGCUUCGUUUGGCAUAUUCGGCGUUGCAUCCAUGUUCGGGCCAACCGUUAUCAUCGAUUCCAUCCGCACGUCCAUGUGGUAUCAAGAGGUUUUUGGUUCGGGAUAUGCGGUCAAGAUUGCUGUGAACAACAGCAUGAACAUCAUCAUCCGCAUCAUCACCGGUAUCAUUCAAGAUCGCCACAACAACUCCUAUGAUAACGUGGUCAUUGUGUAUGUGGUUCUUGCCGCCGGAUCUGUUGUCGUCGCGGCUGCCCUUGUGGCAUGUGGCGUCUUCAAUCCAGACAUUGGUCAUCUACAAUGGACUCGAAAGAAUAGGCUGAUCAAAGGCGAUCUCAUCAAUGAGCGGAAAGAAGCUUUUGCUAGAGGAGAUCAAGGGAGGAAAAAUCGACGCGUCAGCAUAACUUUGUUCACUGCACUUCUGUUUCUCAUCGCUGGUGCUUGGGCGGCGUACUUUUGGGGUGUUGCCACUGGAAACAAUAAGUAGGUAACAUCGACCUGGUCUUUUUCAUUCAUCAACGAUACAUAAUCCAUAUUGCCAUCAAUGCAAAAAGAGCCCAUACCAGUGAUAGAAGCUGAAAGAUACCUCUAAGUAUAGGAAGGUCAGAAGAAAAACCAGGCAUGGGCAAGUGAAGCGUCUAAAUGAGAUGAAAUGGCGAGACAUGCAUCGACACUAGAUAUCCUCACGGGCAGCACAUCCGUGCCAAACACGCAUUUUCACAUUCCACGGUUUUGAUUCGAGCAUUUGGUAGAGCCGCUCUAUGCAGUAAUGUCAACGGCCAUGUUGGUCGAGACGAACAACGGCUGUCAAUACCCAGACAAGACAUGCCACCGUAGACUUUCAAUUAUGUCUUUAGACACAUCAAACAAGGGC
Molecule: messenger RNA, 2347 nt
Organism: Bipolaris sorokiniana ND90Pr
Lineage: Eukaryota; Fungi; Ascomycota; Dothideomycetes; Pleosporales; Pleosporaceae
Exons: 3
Coding region: 377-1960 (527 amino acids)
Biological process (GO): transmembrane transport
Molecular function (GO): transmembrane transporter activity
Source: RefSeq, a predicted model, not a curated record